AUGGAGAUUGCUAACGCGAUAGAUCUCCAUGUGAAGCAUUGGAGGGAGACACUUUUUGAGGUUGCUGGCAUCUCAGGGGGUGAAGUCUUAAAUUCCUGCGGAGAAAUGGAGAUUACUGAUGCGAUAGAACAACACGUGAAACAUUGGAGGGAGGCUUUUUGUGAGGACGCUGACAUCUCAGAGGGUGUCUAUUAUUUCGAUGAUAUCCGCGAGGCUAUACAAAAUAUUGUUAAAAAUCUUACAAGUUUGUUGGACAAGACAGAGUUGUUUGUUGCCAAUAAUCCCGUCGGAGUGGAAUUUCGUGUGCAAGAAAUGGUUCAGAUGCUAGACCAAAAACAACCAAAUGAUGUUCUACUACUAGGGGUAUGGGGGAUGGGAGGCAUUGAAUGGAAUACGUGUCUUGGUAGAGCGAAGUCUUGUAACUGUAGAUAUGAUAAGAACAAACUUGGAAUGCAUGAUUUGCUAAGGGACAUGGGAAGAGAAGUUAUUCGUUCAAAAUCACCAAUGGAGCUUGAGGAGCGUAGCAGAUUAUGGUUUCAUGAAGAUGUGCUUGAUGUGUUAUCAAAGGAAACUAUCUUAGAUGGCUUUGUUGGCAUGGAUUUCCUUUUGCCUUCAUACCACCAAGCUUUUAUCAAGGAAGUCUAG
This is a messenger RNA of Sphenostylis stenocarpa, 645 nucleotides long. Lineage: Eukaryota; Viridiplantae; Streptophyta; Magnoliopsida; Fabales; Fabaceae. The record is from the annotation of a GenBank genome assembly.